Molecule: messenger RNA, 540 nt
Organism: Lactuca sativa (garden lettuce)
Lineage: Eukaryota; Viridiplantae; Streptophyta; Magnoliopsida; Asterales; Asteraceae
Product: protein FAR1-RELATED SEQUENCE 3
Source: RefSeq, a predicted model, not a curated record
AUGGCUACUACAUGCUUAAAAAAAACAUUUCUCAAAGAGCCAAAAGUGAUUGUGACAGAUCAAGAUACUGCAAUUUUACAAGCAGUACCAGCUUUGGGAAGUCAUAUGGCAAAAACUGAUGUUUUGAAAAAGUUGAGUGAUCUAAUUUGGAAUGAAACAAUACUCAAAGAAGAUUUUGAAUCAACAUGGAAAAACUUAAUGGAUGAGUUUCACUUAAAUAAAAACAAUUGGUUUAACGAGAUAUAUGAAGCUGAAAAUUAUUUCUAUGGGCUACUCUCUAACUCAGAUUUGCAUUUGAUUGAAUUUUCAACUCAUUUUGAUAAUGCAUUAGAAGGACAAAGAUGCAUUCAAAGAAAAAAUGAUCAUGAUUCAAGAUACACAAAACCGGAUUUUAAAACGGGAUUGAAACUUGAAAAUGAAGUAGCUGAAUUCUUCACAAGAAAUGUUUUCUUUGAUAUUCAAUUAGAGAUUCUUGCAUCAAUGGUUAAAAUUUUAAAUCGGAUAAAAAACUUCUUUGUUCUUGCUUCAAAUUUGAAUUGA